AUAUUCAAAACUCACAUCUGCAAAGGUUGCACUCAUCAAACAUCAUAGUCUUGAUUUAGGAUCUAUAUCACAAACUAAACUAACGUCAUGACGACUAGCUUGGAAAAAAGAAAGAUGGUGACAGUGCUAAGCAUUGAUGGAGGUGGAAUUAAAGGAAUCAUACCCGGCACCCUUCUUGCCUUUCUUGAAACCAAGCUUCAGGAUUUGGAUGGUCCGAGUGCAAGACUUGCAGAUUAUUUUGAUAUAAUUGCCGGAACAAGCACAGGGGGGUUGGUCACUACCAUGCUUACAGCUCCCAACAAGGACAAUCGACCCAUGUAUGAAGCAAAGGACAUCAACAACUUCUACUUUGAACAAACACCCAAGAUCUUCCCUCAAAAUAGUCAAAAGAACUUCUUGACAUCGAUUCAAAGUGCGGUUGGUGCCGUGAUGGGCCCAAAAUACGAUGGGAAGUACCUGCGCACAAUGACGAACAAGCUGCUCGGUGACCUUACUCUCAAGCAAACUCUAACCAAUGUGAUCAUCCCAGCCUUUGAUAUCAAACACCUUCAGCCUGUGAUUUUCUCAACCAUCGAUGCAAAAGAAAGUUCUCUGAAAAAUCCAAAGCUUUCGGAUAUCUGUAUCAGUACCUCUGCAGCUCCAACUUUUCUCCCCGCACACUACUUCGAGGUCAAGGACAGCCAGGGAACAACCCGUACUUUUGAUCUCGUCGAUGGUGGGGUUGCCGCAAACAACCCUACAAUGAUGGCCAUAAGCCACAUAAACAGAGAGAUGUUGAAGCACGGCUCAGAACCAAUGGAUGCUAAUCGGUUGCUAGUGCUAUCAUUGGGCACAGGCACUGCCAAGUUCGAAGGGAAGUACAGUGCAACCAAGGCCUCAAAAUGGGGUUUGAUCAAUUGGAUGUUUGACAAUGGGAGCACACCUAUGAUCGAUAUCUUUACCGAUGCAAGUUCGGAUAUGGUUGACAUUCAUGUCUCCACUCUCUUUCAGUCCCUCAAUGCCAAAGACAACUACCUACGUGUUCAGGAUGACAGUUUGAUCGGUGAGGAGUCAUCGGUGGAUAUUGCAACGGAGAAAAAUCUGAAGAGGCUUGUGGAGAUCGGGAAUGGGCUGUUGAAAAAGCCGGUGUCAAGGGUAAAUUUGGAUAACGGGAGGUAUGAGAAAUCUGAAGGAGAAGGUACCUAUGAAGAAGCACUGGUCGAGUUUGCCAAACGGCUCGUGGAGGGGAAGAAGCACAGGCAAUACAAAUGAAAGUCCCUGGCCACAUGCAAGAUGGAGGUUCUAGUCUUGCUAUUGUAUCUUAUGUGUGUCUGAAAAGACUGAGUUCAAGUCGAGCAUAGUGGAAGAAUCUUAGGGUUCAAUGGUUUAGGUUCUUCUACGAAUGUGCAAUCUGUUAAUAGAUGGAUUUCUUGUUUAAUUAGUUUCUUAAUUCGGAUCACUGAACGUGCUCAAGUGAAAGAUAAAGCAGUGGUUCUAGAUCGACCUUUAGUCAAUGUGAAGAAUCUUAGGGUUCAAUGGUUUAGGUUCUUCUACGAAUGUGCAAUCUGUUAAUAUAUGGAUUUCUUGUUUAAUUAAUUUCUUAAUUAGGAUCGCUGAACGCUCUCAAGUGAAAAAUAAAACAGUGGUUCUAGACCUCUAGUCAAGGUGAAAUUCCUAAAGUCGAUCCUGUUGUAUGUAAGAG
Molecule: messenger RNA, 1681 nt
Organism: Rosa rugosa (rugosa rose)
Lineage: Eukaryota; Viridiplantae; Streptophyta; Magnoliopsida; Rosales; Rosaceae
Product: patatin-like protein 2
Exons: 6
Coding region: 88-1251 (387 amino acids)
Biological process (GO): lipid metabolic process
Molecular function (GO): glycerophospholipase activity; monoacylglycerol lipase activity
Source: RefSeq, a predicted model, not a curated record